UUGCUUGAAGAUCAAAGCGAUUUCGAAAAGCUGGACCUACUUGGGGAAUUCGGCACCGACGGAUGCCUAUCCGCCUCACAGCAAUCGGUAGCCGAUUUCGUACCGAGCUACACGGAGAAGCAGAAGCGUAACAAGUCGCGUAAGUCGGUCAAGAUCGGUGUGGGCGGGUUCGUGGCGCGGCCUUCGCGGCAACGUGCUGAGCGCCAGGGAAGCGAAGAGUGUUUUUCUUCGUCUGAUACCCACGAGUCACCCAACGUGCUGUUCGGUGGUGGAAACUACCUACAAGACAGUGGUGUCGGUAACGUGUGUGCAGCAACCGACUUCCAACAAGCAGCUUCGUCGCACGCCGAAGACGGUGGCAGCGAUGGGAAACCGAAGAAACGUAAACGUAGUCGAAAGAAGUGUCAGCUGGACGAUUUCUAUCCGGCGUACAUCCAGGAGGCCUUUUUCGGUAAUACCGUAUCUGACCCAAAAUUCAUGCCCCCAGCUAGCAAUUGCAUUCCGUUACUCGAAGAGGUGGUGCCGGCACCGAGUGAAGGCCCAGUCGGUGGCGACUGCGAGAUCAACGCCGAGCUGAUGAGGAAGCCUUUAUCGAGCUGUUCGGCUGGGGGCGGGCAGUCGUCUGGUGGCGUUCGCUUGGACACGCAGAUGGCCGAUAGUGCGGUCGAAUUGAACGAGAACGAGGAGAUAUUUCCUCACGAGUUACAACACCAUGACUUUACGAAUCUCUUGGACAUGCUGAUGCAGGCGGACAUCGACUCGGUUGUGCACGAUGGCGGAUGCAUUAGCGAAAAGCGGCCAUCAUCCGUCAAAGAUGACAAUUUGGACAACUUGAUCGAAAGCGCUUUGGGAGGAUUAGACAACGGCGACGUGGAUCGUCUCAUGGACAACAUGCUUGCUUCAGAAAUAAGGGAAGACGGUGGCGGCGGUGGCGAUCGUUCGAAUUCGAAUCAGUUGCUGACCACAGUAUCGCAGCCACCGCAGCAACCCUCGACGUCGUUUGACCAAUCAGGCACUCCGUUUGAUGUCGACUGUAGUCAAGUGGCUGCAGCGGCCGCUUACGCCUUGGAGUCACAAUGCAAAGCGGUCACUCUACCGAAGACGACGUUCGUCUGUCAGCCAGAGCUGACCAUUCCGUCGACGUCACAGUCUACGUUCCAUCACCAACCUGUGAUGCCGACUAAUAAUAGUCCGAAGGUGGUGGAAUGCCAGGGCGGCGGUGACAUGAAAAGCUACCUCGAACGAUGGGAACAGGACGAGCCUCUCGGGGAACGUUCUUCGAUAGCAGCUGUAUUGCAUGCGAACAUACACUACCCGGAAUUGAAGUUUCGCUAUCCGCAUUGGGCAGAGAGGGCAAAGCACAUCGCCAAGCUCUGGCGAGCCCUGAACCAGGACGCCCGGCAGCAGUACGUGCAGAUGGCGCGCGAGAACCGCUCGAUGAUUCGUCAGGAGUCGAAGGCGCGUCGGCUAUCACCUCGAAGGAAGGACUCUUCGAAGACGCAUGCAGCUUCUGCUGGGACCGGUUCUAGCAUGAAAGUGAUGACAACAACGAGAUGUAUUCCGUCAGGCAGCGAAGGCGACCAGGAAGCAUCAUUUUUAGCCAGUCGAAUGGUCGUAAACAGUGGGUCAGCCGCACCCGGUUUAUUGUGUGAUGUGAACUACAGCAACCUAAGCCGAUUCUCGGUUACUGACGGCUUUGGACCCGUUGUCGGUUCCUCACCCCAAAUGAAACAACAACAGCAGUCACCCAUGUUCCGAACUGAACCGUCGGCAACCCUUUCUGAUAGCGGCCCAAAACAGGAAUCAGAUGACCUUCGCCUAGCCGCUGCCCUGCCUAAGUACAGCGCGUCGCAUGCCGCCGUUUGUUUGCCGUCAUCGUCGUCCGGUGCUGGUGCCGGUGCCGUGGCAGCCCUCAACAAGAACGAGAGUUGCUACUUUCGAAUGCCUUUAGUUCCGAACAACGUCUCCACCUCGUUUGUCACCGGCGGCCAGCUACGAAUGCAGCAGACCGCGGCAGCGGCGGCGUCGUCCUAUUCGAGCAUCGUCAUCGAAGACGGUCUGAAAAUGCAUGACCCACCGGUGCUCAUGCGGCGGCAGAGUUUCAGUAAUGAUAAAACGACAACGCCGCUGAACUUUUCUUUGAACUCUGGGAUGGUUAUGGACCGAAACGCCAUCAUGCAGUCGCUGAAACAACAAAUCGACGACAAUAAACAGCCACCAGCGCAGAGAAUAAUCAAACAGUCAGGCACGUGUUUCAUUGUGAUUACUCACCGAUCGAGAGAAUGUGAUGUCAUCGCUUCAUGUUCUAAGGCGUCAGAAAAUUUUCUCAUCAGAGGAUUAGAUAUAAAGGAAGAACCGUAUAUGGACGAUCGCAAGUGCGUUACUCCAAAUUACUCAGAACGCUUCGGGGCUUCCAUCAGAGGUCCGGGAUCCGCGGAUUCGCUGACCAUGCCUAAUUAUUCUGAGAUGGAUUAUCAUCAACAACAGGGUAAAGCUUCUGGUCCUAUGUUUUCUCAGAGUCACGUGUCUGUGUUCGACGAAUUUCUCCCCGGGGAUGGUAAGGAAUGGGUAAAUCGGGUAAACGUGCAUCAACAGCAGCAAGUUGCGUCCGGUUAUUCAACCUCAGAUCAGUGGACAGCUUCAGGAACGGCGAGCAUCGUCGCUCAACAGCCGAACUACUCGUCUGGGACAAACGUGACGGCUUUAGCUGCGCGAAUCCCGGUUGCGCAGACCAGGUUGCCAGUUCAUCAUUCUUGCCCAGGUGCACUUUCCCCGUCUCCUACAUACAAAGAUCAGUACAGGGAAGACUGGUUGUUAAAAAAUCAACUGAGUUUGGAAAACCAGCAGAAGGCGCUCGAGACGGAACUAAUACAGUUACGCAGAACGAAAAAGAAUACCGGUUCGAAACAACGACAGAUGAGAAAGAACGGAUUGGAGCCGCCCGAAGCCGACCAGCUGGCAUUUACGCGCCUUUCUCAGGAGAUCAGCGAACGCCAGAAGCUGUUGGAUCAUGUGAAGAAGCAGCUGAAACAGCACAGCUUGCUAAUGCAAGACUACCAGACGAAGAGGAACGCCGCGACCGCCAUCGAGAACUCACGGAUUGUUCAGAACGUAAUCAGCGGUGGUCAGCCGGUAGUGGUCGCUUCCUCGUCGACAUCCGCCGACUUGUUGGCCGGCUCAGCUGCUACCGUAUACAAGUUUCCCUACUGUGCAGCUUCUUCGACGGCGGUAGCGGCGAACACGCCGCCGGAUUUCGGUCGCUGUGGCGUCGUCACGGAGCAGUUUGCACCCACUCCUCCACAGUACCGAUUCACCUCAGCCGAACGAAGCGCUUCGGUGGUCGCGGCCUCCCCGUCGCCUUUGAUGCCCCCUGCCUCACCGCUGAUCGUUGGUACCCGCAAUUUUCCGUGCCAGAAGAGCCACUCAGCCGACAACGUCCACCAGUACGCGGGUACUCCGCCUUCUGACUAUGCUUUCGCCUCAGCGGUCGAUCCGUCGUCGUCCCUCGACAGGAACGUUGUCCGUCUUAACGCUGCCGCUGUUGUUUCGUCGAUUCCUCCUGGAUCAGCGUCGGCAACUUCUAAUGCCGGUGUCAUGCAGUCUCCGGCAGCGGAGGCCAAGAUGAAGAAGAAGCGUAGCCGAAAAAAGAAAACUUCAACAACCAGUGCCUUAAACGAAGUAAAGCUUCUUCACGUGCCUAGAUUCGGCUUAAACGGUCAAAGUGGCCUUCUGUUGGAUGGCACCUGUGGCGAAUUGCAAGAAGUUCUGGUCGACAGGCGGCUAAGCAUGUUAGAACGGUAUUCGCACACCGUCGAAGCGGACAUUGUCGAUGUUCUUCAGCGGCUCAUCAACCAAGUUUGUUCGAUGGUCGGCGGCGACAGAGAAGCCAGUGACGGGGCAAACACGUUGCUCAAAACGCUUUUGCAAGACUCUCCCGUAUCCCUACGAGAUGUCGAAGCGGAGGAAAACAGGAGAAAGGCUAGUGAUUGCAAGCGGUUCGCUGUAAACGCGGAAAUUAACGACGCCUCGAAACGUCGUUCCUCGUGGAAUGCUCCGACCUCACCUCGCAAGCGGCAGCGCAAAGCAACCAAGGUGAAAAACGUUGAGUGCCUCUCGCUCGAUAGUUAUUCUGCCUUCUGUGAGCAAGUCGCAAUGCAGCUUCGAUGUCUGGCACCGUUGCCAAUUCAGGAACCGGUCCCCAAGGACGAUCCGUUGUUGUCGCACUUCUACGGCGUCACUCCGUUGUCUAAUCACAAGAACUACGUGAUCGGCAACAAAGUCGGCCGCAUCCAGCUGGCGUUCAUCGGUGACUAUUACUCGCAACCUCUGGACGGCGUGGAUAGGACUGCGACGGUGGGUGCCAUGGCCGCUACACCGGUAUCUGCACCGACCUUGGGUAGCGUUCCCAGCUCGUCAUCCGCAAGCGCCGUUCCGAUCAUCAGCACCGGUGGCUUUCCGGACCUUAUUAACGACGGUGUCGCCAAGUGCAUUUCGCCAUCGAUCGCAGACGACGACAGAUCGACCGGCAGUCCUACGGAGUUGAUCUACAACUCGCAGCAAUGUCCUGAAGAGGAGGUGCUGCCCAACUAUCCGGCGCUAAAGCCAUCAGUCGGUAAUGAGGGCCGACUUUCGCCAAAUUUCCGUCUUGUUGCCGCCGUUCCCGUUCGAGCAGUGCCACCGGACCCCCCAUUCAAGGCGUUGUGUAGCGAUUCUAUGCUAGCGAACAACGGUGGCAACACGUCAAUGACGACGGUGGUGAAGACCGAGGGAACGGACGGCUUAGUGAAUGUGACGCUGACGCUUGAUUCGGACGCAAUGUCGAACGUACACAAUGUCCUGCGAGGCUUGGCGUUCCUGUUGAACAUAGACGUUCCCGAACAAUUCGAAAUUCAGAUGGAUACGCCACCCCAGACUCCGGAACGAGGUAGUGAGGACGAUAACGAUUACGGCGGGGGACACGUAUCCCGCCCCUUACUUACCGCUUUAUCGAUUACUCAUCCGCUUCGUUCGUUAGCCGCAGCCCGAGAGUACAACGAGUCGCAACAGCUGUUCUGUCGUCACUGCGAGGUGUCCAUACAACAAGCGAUGGUGCGCAAGAAGCUGGCUGAACUUGGAUUAACUCCAAAGGAAGAUGUAAGCGCUUUCAUGUCGUUUGCUUUAACCCGCAUAAUGUUCUGAUU
This is a messenger RNA of Soboliphyme baturini, 5180 nucleotides long. The record is from the annotation of a GenBank genome assembly. Lineage: Eukaryota; Metazoa; Nematoda; Enoplea; Dioctophymatida; Soboliphymatidae.